GUGACUCAAUCCCUCUCUUCUUCCCACCUUAAAUAGCUUCUGAAAUCCCCAUGGAUUUCAGUUGCUUUCAAACCCACACAGGGAUUUGUAUUUGCUUGCCAUUUGAUUCGUACAUGCAGCAGAAUGGAAACUAUGAGCUUGAUCCUGAUGAUCAUCCAUUUGAAGCUACCGGGGACUAUAUAUCUGUUGGUUCUAUGGUGCCCCCUGCAACCUUCAACGACCUUGGACACCACCAGUACUUUGCAGAAAGAGAGAUCAAGAAGCCCAUCUUCGGCCAUGCUUCAUCGAUCGAUCAUAGAGUUGGAUUUCAACUGCCUAUGCUAACUCCCAAAUCUGAGGUUUCUCAUCUCAUAGAAAGUGGCCUCGGAUCAUAUAAGGCUUAUGAGAUGAGUGACAGGUUUGUGCCAAGAAAGAAAACAUCUAGUUAUUCGUUGAAGAAAGCCAACAUUGUGAAAGGUCAAUGGACAUCAGAGGAGGAUAGGGAGCUAGUAAAAUUAGUGGAACAGUUUGGACUGAGGAAGUGGUCUUACAUAGCACAAAUGCUACCCGGGAGAGUGGGAAAGCAGUGCAGAGAAAGAUGGCACAACCAUUUGAGGCCCAAUAUCAAGAAAGACAUUUGGAGUGAUGAGGAAGACAUGGUCCUGAUACAAGCGCACAAGGAAGUGGGCAACAAAUGGGCAGAGAUAGCUAAGCGCCUACCUGGUAGAACAGAGAACUCCAUAAAGAAUCACUGGAAUGCAACAAAGAGGAGGCAGUUUGCGCGAAGGCGUAGCCGUAGCAGCUCCAAGGGCCCCAGGUCAAGCACCCUUCUCCAAAACUACAUCAAAGGCCUCGGAAUCGGCCCAAGCAAGAACGCCGCACCUCUUGCUCAGCAUACAUUAUUGCCACCGCCUUCACCGGCAACUCCCGGAGCAAAGUCGGCAACGAUCAACGAGAUGCUAGAACACAGCCCGUCCGACAUACUGGAUCCCCAAGGGAUGCUCAUCAGCGCGCACGAGCACAGUCGUUGCAGCGAGACCCAGUCUUGUGAAGAACUUCUAGCGCCUGUCUGCUAUGACGACUUCUCGGUGGUUGACAUGUGCGACGGCCUGUUCGACACAAAGGAGGACGCGUUCCAAGCAGUCUACGCGGUGGACGACGACAUCGACAUGAACUACAUCUUCAACCACCUUGAUCAUACGAUCAAGGUUGAUCCUGAGAUCUCGGACAUGGAGAUGAUGUGGGACGACGACGUCCUCGGAUGCGUUGAGCCUGCUGGGUCAGCUGAAGUCGAAACUGUGCAUGUGAAGGAGGAGAUGGAUCUGAUGGAGAUGGUGGCGGCCACACAACAGAACUAUGGUGAGGCGGAGAAGAGCCAGAUAAGUGAUUGAAUAUAUGAUAUUUAUAUAGAUAAUAACUGCACGACCUAAAGAUCGAUGUAACUAUAUAAACGAGCUGUUACAGAAACUGCACGACCUUUUUUCUUUUUUUGAAACAAGAACUGU
Molecule: messenger RNA, 1484 nt
Organism: Setaria italica (foxtail millet)
Lineage: Eukaryota; Viridiplantae; Streptophyta; Magnoliopsida; Poales; Poaceae
Product: transcription factor MYB115
Exons: 3
Coding region: 51-1370 (439 amino acids)
Biological process (GO): regulation of DNA-templated transcription
Cellular component (GO): nucleus
Molecular function (GO): DNA-binding transcription factor activity, RNA polymerase II-specific; RNA polymerase II cis-regulatory region sequence-specific DNA binding
Source: RefSeq, a predicted model, not a curated record